UCCCGGUCUUUUCACGUCAAAGUUAAUGGCGGCAGUAGGUAUUUGUUAUUGAAAGCAAAUAUCUUUAAAAAUAAGCUUCAUCUUUUCAUUUAAUUACACAAAAGUGGUUUAAUUUUAUUAUAAUUCGACAUGGCUGAUAAGGCUGACGAACAAGUUAAGAAGAAGAGGACCUUCAAAAAAUUCACCUACCGGGGCGUGGACUUGGAUCAGCUUCUCGAUUUGCCAAAUGAGCAACUUAUGGAAUUGAUGCAUUGCCGUGCUCGGAGGCGUUUCAGCCGCGGUCUUAAACGCAAACCAAUGGCUUUGGUGAAAAAACUCCGCAAGGCUAAAAAAGAAGCCCCUCCACUAGAAAAACCAGAAAUCGUAAAGACACAUUUGCGUAACAUGAUCAUCGUCCCGGAAAUGGUAGGCUCAAUUGUUGGCGUUUACAACGGAAAAGCUUUCACUCAGGUUGAAAUUAAACCUGAAAUGAUUGGACACUACCUUGGCGAAUUCUCCCUCACUUACAAACCCGUGAAGCAUGGGAGGCCCGGUAUUGGUGCUACUCACAGCUCUAGGUUCAUUCCUCUCAAGUAAAAACAUUUUGUUACAUAAGUUAAAUUCAAUAAACUGAUUUGAGGAACA
Tribolium madens (black flour beetle) is the source of this 624-nucleotide messenger RNA. It is a transcript of the gene RpS15, whose product is annotated as 40S ribosomal protein S15. Gene Ontology annotation, molecular function: RNA binding; structural constituent of ribosome. Lineage: Eukaryota; Metazoa; Arthropoda; Insecta; Coleoptera; Tenebrionidae. The transcript has 3 exons. Gene Ontology annotation, biological process: translation; ribosomal small subunit assembly. The record is from RefSeq and is a predicted model, not a curated record. The coding region runs from base 130 to 576 and encodes 148 amino acids. Gene Ontology annotation, cellular component: cytosolic small ribosomal subunit; ribosome.